AUGUCACAACCAUGUGCUAUUAAAACAUGUAAACGUGCAUCACGUACUUUAUGUCAUUGCUGUAAUCAAAAUCUUUGUCGAGAUCAUUUCAAUGAACAUGAUGAUUUACUCAAUUCGCAAUUGAAUCCUUUAACUGACAGAGUCAAUGUAUUAGGUGAUCGACUAACAGCAAUAAAGAUCGACAACAUAAACAAUGAAUAUCGUCAAAAACUUAAUCAAUGGCGUAUGAAUUGUCAUAAAAAAAUUGAUCUUUAUUAUGAACAAAAAUGUCAAGAACUUGAUCGAUAUGUUACCGAAAAAUUAGACGAACAACGAAAAGAAAUUGCUAAUCUACGUUCAACAAUGAUUGAACUAAUCGAUAAACAGGAAACAACAAAAAAUGACAUCAAUUCACUUACAUUGGCUAUUUAUACUUUAGAGCAAAAAAUGAAUGAGAUUGAACAGAUCCAUAUUCAAGUUGAUAUGCAUUCAUUAGUAAUAGAUGAUAAUUUGAUUCAGAUUGGAAAAUCAACUAUGCAUCAGUUUGAUUUGUUAAAUCUCCCUCCUCUAUGUGGAGUAAUUAAUCGAUCACGUAUGAGUUAUAAUUCACUAGCUGGUAAUGAUCGAUUUCUAUUGACAUGUAUUGAUUCCAAUUUAUGUUUGAUCGAUAACGCUUUGUCAGUAGUGAAACAGAAUAAAUGGGAUUAUGGUGAUAUUGAAGACAUGUGUUGGUCGGAAGUAUUAAAACAUUUCUUUGUACUAGUUAAACAGAAUGUACUGUUAGUUGAUGAAAAUACAAUGUCAAUUAAAAAAGUGCAACAAAUCAAAGAUGAAAACUGGAACUCUUGUGGAUGUUCCGAUAAAUCUUUAUAUUUAUCACGAUGUGACUGGGAUUCAUCUAUGCUCGAGUUCAGCUUACUACCAUCAAUUCAAUUGCUGAACAUUUGGAAAACUACUGAUAACUUAGAACAAAAGCAACGAUUAGAUGCUAUUACAUACCAUAACGGAACACUUGCUUUGGCAAUCAAUGAUCAAUCUAAUGAGGCAAAACUUAUUGAAUUGAGAUCAUCAAAGACGUUCAAACUACUUUGGUCAAUUCAGCUUGAUGUCAAUUAUAAUAUCGCAGUACUUCGUUGUUGUCGAUUUAAUCAUGACGAUUUGCUUCUAGUUGAUUGGCGAACGUCAUAUCUUUUUCAUAUAACUAAUGAUGGAAAAAUCAAAGGAACAAAUGAAUACCAACCGGUACCUUAUAAUAUAAACUUAUUUAGUUCAAACAUACUAGCCAUAUUAACUGACACUACUGUUAAUUUUCACAAACUAUAG
Rotaria sp. Silwood2 is the source of this 1302-nucleotide messenger RNA. The record is from the annotation of a GenBank genome assembly. NCBI's taxonomy places the organism in Eukaryota, Metazoa, Rotifera, Eurotatoria, Philodinida, Philodinidae.